Molecule: messenger RNA, 2973 nt
Organism: Rosa chinensis
Lineage: Eukaryota; Viridiplantae; Streptophyta; Magnoliopsida; Rosales; Rosaceae
Product: ethylene receptor
Exons: 9
Coding region: 398-2623 (741 amino acids)
Biological process (GO): response to ethylene; phosphorylation; phosphorelay signal transduction system
Cellular component (GO): endoplasmic reticulum membrane; endoplasmic reticulum
Molecular function (GO): ethylene receptor activity; phosphorelay sensor kinase activity; ethylene binding
Source: RefSeq, a predicted model, not a curated record
AACAAAAAUCUUCGAAUAUUACAUAUUUGCCCUCCUAUCUGGAGGAUUUACACCUCCCGAGUCCAAAACCUCUCCUUCCCCAGUCCAACCCAAAAUGAAAACCACACUCAAUUAACGCAAGUGCUUUCAGAAACCUGCUGUUUUGCCGUGCAGAAAUUACGGAAGGAAGUUCAGACCUCAUCAAGCUUGUAGGUGCAGUUCAUGAACUCCUAGGUUUGUAAAAUUUGUGAUAGAGCUUGAGUUGUAUGGGAUAAAUGAACUUUUCACAAGGAUUGGAAUAGUAGCCGGUCUUGUAAUCAGAAAGAAUUAUGCAUCCAAGAAGCUGUGUCCAAGCUGUGUUGCGCAAGCAUCAUUGAAGAUGUAGGAAACAAGUAAUAUUCAUUCAAGUGGCUCAAUCAUGAUGGAGGGGUGCUGCAUUGAGCCACAAUGGCCGGCUGAUGAAUUGUUGAUGAAGUAUCAGUACAUUUCAGAUUUCUUUAUUGCACUUGCUUAUUUCUCCAUCCCUCUGGAGUUAAUCUACUUUGUCAAGAAAUCUGCCGUGUUUCCAUACAAAUGGGUUCUUGUUCAGUUUGGUGCUUUUAUUGUAUUGUGUGGAGCAACACAUCUUAUUAACUUAUGGACUUUUAGCGUGCAUUCAAGAACUGUGGCCAUAGUAAUGGCUACUGCCAAGGUUUUCACUGCUGCGGUGUCAUGUGCUACUGCCCUCAUGCUUGUUCAUAUUAUUCCUGAUUUACUGAGUGUUAAAACUAGAGAGUUAUUCCUGAAGAACAAGGCUGCAGAGCUCGACAGAGAAAUGGGUUUGAUUCGUACACAGGAAGAAACAGGUAGACAUGUCAGGAUGCUGACUCAUGAGAUCAGAAGCACUCUUGAUCGACAUACUAUACUGAAAACCACACUUGUUGAAUUAGGUAGAAUUUUGACAUUGGAAGAGUGUGCCUUGUGGAUGCCAACACGCACUGGGUUGGAGCUUCAACUAUCCUAUACUCUUCAUCAGCAGAAUCCAGUAGGAUACACUGUACCCAUCCAUCUUCCUGUGAUCAAUCAAGUAUUUAACAACAACGGUACAGUAAAAAUAUCACCGAAUUCUCCAGUGGCCAGACUAAGGCCUAUUGCUGGAAAACACAUUCCUGGGGAGGUUGUUGCAGUUCGUGUUCCACUCCUACAUCUCUCUAACUUCCAAAUUAAUGACUGGCCAGAGCUCUCAACAAAACGCUAUGCUUUGAUGGUGUUGAUGCUUCCCUCUGAUAGUGCUAGGCAAUGGCAUGUCCAUGAGUUAGAGCUGGUGGAGGUAGUUGCUGAUCAGGUGGCAGUUGCUCUUUCACAUGCUGCAAUAUUAGAAGAGUCAAGGAAGGCCAGGGAUCUUCUUAUGGAGCAGAAUAUUGCACUUGAUUUGGCCAGGAGGGAUGCUGAAAUUGCAAUUUGUGCUCGCAAUGAUUUCUUGGCUGUUAUGAACCAUGAGAUGAGAACUCCCAUGCAUGCAAUUAUUGCCCUUUCUUCCUUGCUGCAAGAAACUGAACUGACACCUGAGCAGCGCCAGAUGGUUGAAACAAUACUAAAGAGCAGUAACCUUUUGGCUACCCUCAUUAAUGAUGUAUUAGAUCUUUCAAGGCUUGAAGAUGGCAGCCUUCAACUCGAUAUAACAACUUUUAACCUCCAUUCUUUAUUCAGAGAGGUGCACAGUUUAGUUAAGCCUGUUGCCUCUGUCAAAAAGUUGUCGGUUACAUUAAAUUUAGCAGCAGAUUUGCCAGUAUAUGCGGUAGGUGAUGAAAAGCGCCUUAUGCAAACUAUUCUAAAUGUUGUCGGGAAUGCUGUGAAGUUCACAAAAGAAGGGAACAUCUCGAUCGCAGUUUUUGUUGCCAAAUCAGAAUCCUUAAGAGAUUUCCGGGCUCCUGAUUUUUUUCCAGUGCAGAGUGAUAAUCACUUUUAUCUGCGGGUACAGGUAAAAGAUUCAGGAUCUGGAAUUAAUCCCCAGGAUAUUCCAAAGCUUUUCACCAAAUUCGCACAAACUCAGUCAUUAGCUACUAGAAAUUCUGGUGGUAGUGGACUUGGCCUUGCAAUUUGUAAGAGAUUUGUAAAUCUUAUGGAGGGGCACAUUUGGAUUGAAAGUGAUGGUCUGGGCAAAGGAUGUACUGCCACUGUCAUUGUGAAACUCGGAUAUUCAGAACAGUCGAAUGAAUCUAAACUGCCUUUUGCUCCUAAAACGCAAGCAAAUCAUGUACAUUCAGACUUUCCUGGGUUAAAAGUUCUUGUCAUGGAUGAUAACGGGGUCAGCAGGUCAGCGACAGAGGGACUCCUUGUGCACCUGGGAUGUGAUUUAACAUCUGUAAGCUCAAGUGAGGAGUUCUUGCGUGUUAUAUCUCAGGAGCACAAGGUUGUGUUCAUGGAUGUAUGCAUGCCUAGCAUAGAUGGUUUUGAAUUAGCUGUCCAGAUUCAUGAAAAAUUUACUAAACGUCAUGAACGGCCAAUGUUAGUCGCACUCACUGGAAACAUGGACAGGAUGACAAAGGAGAACUGCAUGAGGGUUGGUAUGGAUGGAGUUAUACUAAAACCUGUUUCAGUAGAUAAGAUGAGGAGCGUUUUGUCAGAACUAUUAGAGCAUCGAGUUCUAUUUGAAGCCAUGUAAGAUACAAAUGAAGGGUUGGAAGAAGUUUGAAAUGAAGGCUUCCACGAGCAACUUGUACCAUGUACAGAGGAUGCGGCAUUUAUUGGUAUACAAUAAAAAGUUGGAGCAAUGUUACAAGAUGAAAUUGGUAUGUUGAGGAGCAGUCUCCUGUUUCCAUGUAUUAUUAUUGUUCAAUUGUUAUAAAAUAGAAGCAAAAUGAAUAAUAUUGGUCAUCAUCAAGUGCAAAGCUGUUUUUCCUUUAUAUGGAUGAUUCUAUCUCACCCGAGUUGUGUCUUACAGAGCAAUAGUGUAUAUUUAAGUUCCCUGAAUAGUGCACUCUUCCUGUUGAUGCACAACCAUUUCUUCAACUA